Paramecium tetraurelia is the source of this 1647-nucleotide messenger RNA. RefSeq lists its product as uncharacterized. NCBI's taxonomy places the organism in Eukaryota, Ciliophora, Oligohymenophorea, Peniculida, Parameciidae. Gene Ontology annotation, molecular function: protein phosphatase regulator activity; calcium ion binding. Gene Ontology annotation, cellular component: protein phosphatase type 2A complex. The transcript has 4 exons. Gene Ontology annotation, biological process: protein dephosphorylation. The record is from RefSeq and is a predicted model, not a curated record.
AUGCUUUAGAAAUCGUAUUCUGAAGGAGUUGGAGCAGGUUUCCCACUUACACAAAAUAUUAGAUAUUAAUUGGCCAAAAAUCGAGUUGAUGAUCUCUUUAUUAAAUGGCUAACUUUACCUUAAAAUUAAAAGUUAGUACAUCAACUGAUAAAGGAUGUGCGGGAAGGAAAGUAAAAUAAUCUUAUUACUCAACCUAAUGCUUUUUUCACAAAUAAGAUGACAAUGUCUGGGAUGUCACAAAGUGCUCUCUUAAGCUCACCUAACAAAAAAAGCUUAGGUCCUUCAACUCCUCCUCGUGCAGACUCAUUUCAUGAAACUAAAUCGCGUAUUCCAGAAGAUUUAUCACAAUCAUUGACAUAAUCAUAAAUAAUUCAGAAAAAGCUUCAUGUUGAGGAGGUAUAAAAUUAUGAUUUGAUUCCCCAAUUCUAUUUCCCAACAUAAGAGAUCAAUCUUUAAUUACAAUAAGAAUAGAAUAAAAUUAUCAACGAAAUAUUUGGUAAAGCUGAACAGAUUGAUGCUAGUCAUUUUGAGCAGAUCACUACAAAUUUAUGUGGUCUAUGCAAAUACUUAACAAGAAUUUUAAUGACAGCAGUAGAAGGUACCGGCAACAAAAUUAGUAAAACUGCUUUUAUCAAGUAUUGGAAUUAGCAAUUAGCAUAAAAAGAACCAAAACAGAGGUGUUUUCAUAUUCUCAAAAAACCUAAGAAUGACUACAUUUAAUUUGAUGAUUUCAAACCUUUCAUGAAGAUUUUACUUGAAUAUCAUCCGGGGUUGGAAUUUUUGUAAGCAACACCGGAAUUUUAAGAACGAUAUGCAGACACAGUAAUACAUAGAAUAUUCUAUCAUUUGUGUCGAAAGGAUAACAAUAGAAUAACAUGGCGGGACUUCAAAUCAAGCAAUUUAUUCGAUAUCUUGGAUAUAUUGGGAAAGGAGGAUGAUAUUAAUAAAAUCAGAUAAUAUUUCUCAUAUGAACAUUUCUAUGUUAUUUAUUGCAAAUUCUGGGAAUUAGAUGGUGAUCACGAUUUCCAUAUCAGCAAGGAAGACUUCUCUCGUUAUUCCAGUCAUGGUCUAAGUCGUAAAGUUGUUGAUAGAAUAUUUGAUCAAAUUCCUCGUAGAUUCAGAAGUUAAAUAGAUUAGAAGAUGUCCUAUGAGGAUUUCAUUUACUUCAUAAUAUGUGAAGAAGAUAAGACUACUAUAUAAUCCAUAGAAUAUUGGUUCAAGGUGAUUGAUUUGGAUGAUAAUGGAAUUAUUACAGGAUUCGAGAUGGACUACUUUUAUGAGGAAUUGAAAUAGAGAAUGGAUUAUUUAAAUCAUGAACCUAUUUUAUUCCAUGACUUUGUUUGUUAGAUGGUUGAUCUUCUGCAUCCUGAAAAUGAUAUCCUCUUUAAAUUAAGUCAUUUCAAAUAGAAUCUUACUGUUUGUGGAGUGUUUUUCAAUUUCUUAACCAAUUUAAACAAAUUAAUUGCUUAUGAGAAUAGAGAUCCAUUUCAAGUUAGAAAUGACAUAGUUGAUCAUCCAGAUUUUACAGAUUGGGAUAGAUUUGCAUAUCAAGAAUACGUUAGAUUAGCGAUGGAAGAGGAGAAUUAAGAAUAAGGAGAGGUAUUUGAAGGGGAUAACAUCUGGGAUAAUGAGGAUUCAAAAUAAUGA